This is a messenger RNA of Notolabrus celidotus (New Zealand spotty), 2074 nucleotides long. Its product is annotated as vacuolar protein 8-like. NCBI's taxonomy places the organism in Eukaryota, Metazoa, Chordata, Actinopteri, Labriformes, Labridae. Gene Ontology annotation, molecular function: protein binding; protein-membrane adaptor activity. The coding region runs from base 60 to 1793 and encodes 577 amino acids. The transcript has 13 exons. The record is from RefSeq and is a predicted model, not a curated record. Gene Ontology annotation, biological process: nucleus-vacuole junction assembly.
UCUAAAAGCAGCCUGCAGAAAGCAGACAGGUGUCUAAACUCUCCAAACAAGAUGCAGUCAUGGCUUCGGGCUUUUGUGGAGAUGGCACCCGACUGCUCAAAGAGUUUAUCGCUCAGCUGAGGACAUUCUGCUUAGACCUUGAGCAGACUAUCAGAGACAUCUUCAGAGAAGUGUGUCAAUGCACCUGCUUCAUGAGCACACCUGAGACGAGUUUCCGAAAGAGGACGACAGAGUUACAUUCUCUACACCUUUUGUGCGAUGAUGAAACACAGUUUCUCAAUCCGGAUAGUCUCCGGGCACUGAACAAACUUGCAACCUCAGAUAACACUGAUCUACAAAUGUCUGCAGCCAUGUAUUAUUUACACCUCAGCCAUCAUGUUACGUCUCCCCUAUCAGAGGCCUACAUGGAGCCUGUCAUGACCUUACUUUUCUCCACUGACCUUGAUGUGCAGAAGACUACCUCUCUCUCCGUGGUUAAUCUCCUAGUAAAGAAUAACGUGAGCAAAGAGUUGGUUGUUGAAAUGGGGAUGCUGGUGCCCAUAAUGGAGAUGUUCCAGUCCGGUGAUGCCACAGCUCAGUGUCAUUCAUGUGCCUGCAUGGCCAUGCUGGCCUCUUCCGAAUCAAGCAGAGAAGCUGUCAUGGUGGAUGGAAUCAUCCCACUUUUGGCUUUAGCAAAAUCCUACGAUCCAAAGGUGCAGCAGAACGCAAUAUGGGCUCUGUUAUACCUUACACAGUCAGAUUGGUCAACGAGGAUCUUAUGUGAAGCAGGAGCCAUCCCUGUGCUGGUGCUUCUGCUCCAGUCUUCAGAUUCAGUGGUUCAGUUACACAGCUGCACUGCUCUGUGUAACAUUGCAGCUGAGGAGGAGCACCACCCUAAGCUGUUCAGCAUGGGGGGUCAUUUUUUAUUAAAGUCUCUUCUGACUCUCAUGUCUUCCUCAGUGAGAAAGAAUUCAACCCAAGCAUGCAGAUGUCUUGAAACUCUCUCAAAGAAUGUUCUGAUCCAGGAGCAGCUGAUGGAGCUGGAUUGUGUGUUGCCUCUGAAGGCUUUGCUGAGAACAUCUUCGCCUGAGUCAGCCGUAACACUCCUGUCUGCACUCUCCACACACACACCAAACCACGAUGCUCUCGUAAGUGAAGGCCUGCUGGAUGACCUCAGCCAGCUGCUUCUUCAUCACGCAUCAAACUCUGUUAUAAUCACACACAGCUGCAGGAUAAUCACUGACCUGUGCAGCUCGGCAUUCGCCAGCAGGUACAUACAGGCUGCUGUGGUGGAGAGUCAGUGUUUAUCAGGACUCCUCUGCACCCUUCUGCCCCCCACCCUGUCAGAUGAGACCAUGUUGCAUGUGACAUCACACUUGAAUCACCUGAUGACCUGGGAUCAACUUAAUUCCAAAGUAUCCAUGGCUGUAACAUCAGAACAAGUCUCAGGCCUGGUGAAGUUAUCUGCACAAACACAAAAUCCUCAGCUGUCAUACAACAGUGCUGCCAUCAUCAGUAAACUAGAAAUGACUGAGGAGAUGACUCAGCUGCUGAGACCUCACUACAUCGACACGAUGAAGUACCUGCUCGUGUUUAUGACUAAUAAAGAUGUUAAGUUCCAGCACCUUGCUAUAGUUACAACACUCAACCUCAAGAAAGAUGGCGACUUUUCUGCCCUGCUGGCAGACAGUGAGUUGGAGGUUCAGCUCUGGAGGGUGCAUGCGCAGACGGAGGAAACCAGGCGGCUGCUGCAGAUGAUUCAGCCUCUUUCUCCAUCUUCUGUUAACCCUUUGCUUUCUCAGGGAGAACACUGAGAUGUGCAGGGUCAACUGUGCUAGUUCAUUUUAUCCAUGCACUGUAUCGUCGAGGAGCAUUUUUAACUCAUGUCUUUAAUGUAUUUAUUCGUCCAUUUUUUAUAUUUACAGGCAACAAAUCAGUAAAAACAAGGCAGAAGUGUGGCAUAGUAUCAACUUUAUUUGAAUAUGGCAGAUAUUAUAACAAGUCAUAGGUAUAAGCAAUACUUAAACCAAAGGAUCAAAUAUUCAGAAUUGGAUACAUCUUUCUUUUUUAUUCUAAUAAAUGUACUGAACUUCUA